Lolium perenne is the source of this 1852-nucleotide messenger RNA. RefSeq names its product probable methyltransferase At1g29790. The record is from RefSeq and is a predicted model, not a curated record. Gene Ontology annotation, molecular function: methyltransferase activity. Lineage: Eukaryota; Viridiplantae; Streptophyta; Magnoliopsida; Poales; Poaceae.
UUGCGUACAUAGGCAAGUAAAUAAAAUCGUUUUGGCCGAGAUCAUGGAGAUCCGAGCCUGGCAAGUGGAGUGUCCCGUAAGCACUCGCAUGCGACCCUUUUCAGUUGCCAAUCCAUGGCUAGAUACCAAAGGAGUGCAAACGAAGAUCCAAAAAGGCCCCCAAGAUACAAUUCCACAGCUUUGACACUGCGAGCUCGGCUCCGUUCUUUGCUUGCCGCGCCCGUCGACGUCCAUCGAUCAUCCGGCUAUGGAGGCGUUCUUCUGCUUGGCGCGGUGCCGGUUCACGCGACUCAUGGUGGCGAUGCAGCUGGUGAUGGGCGUGCUGGUGAUCUGCAUCAGCACGGCCAGCCUCCACCGUUUCUACACCACCGACCACCUCCUCCCGGGGCUCGAUGACUCCGCCCGCUGCUCCAAGCUCCACACCGCCGGCGCCGACGGGUACGCCAGCUUCGACAUGCGCGCGCUGUCGGACCGCGUCGACGACGUGCUCGUCCAGCUCGCGGAGCUGCAGGACAAGUUGGAGGCCACGGCGCUCAAGGUCGGGAAGAAGGCCAAGAAGGCCAAGGCUCACAAGCAGCAGCAGGAGAACAUGACGAUGCCGGAGUUCAGGCGGUUCCUGGAGGAGGAGGUGAUCCACCCGCUCUACAGCGCGCACAUCUCCCUGCGGCUGAUCCGCAUCCCGCGCCCCGACCCCGACGGCGAAGAUGACGCGGCCCUGGAGGUCGACCCGCUCGUCAACUUCUUCAUGGCGGAGGAGACGCGCAAGUACGUGACGACCAAGGGCAACCGCGAGGGCCGGCCGAGCGUGUACGGCACGAACCGGACGUACGGCAGCAUCGGCCACGCGUGCGUGCUGAUGCGGCAGGAGCUGGACGAGUACAUGAGCUACGACGUCGGCGCCUACUGCCCGGACGACUGGGACCUGGGCCAGCGCCUCAUGCUCGGCGGCUGCGACCCGCUGCCGCGCCGCCGCUGCCUCACCCGGGCCUCCAAGCUCUUCAACCGAACACUCCCCAUCAGCGAGUCCCUCUGGACGCUCCCCGACGAUGGCAAUGUCCGGUGGACCCGCUACCACUGCCGCAGCUACAAGUGCCUCUCCGCCAGGAACCCGCGGCCGGGCUACACCCGCUGCGUGGGGUGCUUCGACAUGGACAGGGAGAAGCAGCGCUGGAUGGUCAACACCACGCGCAACGCGUCCUCAACGAGCGCGAGCCUGGUCGACUUCUCCAUCGACGAGGUGCUGGCGGUGAAGCCAGGGGAGGUGCGGAUCGGGCUGGACGUGAGCGUGGGCACAGGCACCUUCGCGGCGCGGAUGCGGGAGCGCGGCGUGACCGUCGUGUCGGCGGCGCUCAACCUGGGAGCCCCGUUCGCGGAGACGGUGGCGCUGCGCGGGCUGGUGCCGCUCUACGCCACCAUGAGCCAGCGGCUGCCCUUCUUCGACAACACCAUGGACCUGGUGCACACGGCGGGGUUCUUCGAGGGGUGGGUGGACUUGCAGCUGCUCGACUUCGUGCUCUUCGACUGGGACCGGGUGCUCCGCCCCGGAGGCCUGCUCUGGGUCGACAGGUUCGCAUGCGCGCGCCGGGACCUCGACGACUACAUGUACAUGUUCCUGCAGUUCAGGUACAAGAAGCACCGAUGGGUCGUCUCCUUCAAGUCCAAGGAGGAGGUCUACCUCUCCGCCCUGCUCGAGAAGCCGCCCAGGUCAUGAUCGAUCAACAGAACCGACAAUCCUUCGACUGGUGUAUUUUGUAGUGUCGAUUAAUUAUUGGCUUGCUGUAAUUCUAGUUCUGAUUCAACCUAACAUGCAUGAUGGUGAAUAAAAUGCCAAGAAAGGAAAAGUUUUCUGGAA